Molecule: messenger RNA, 587 nt
Organism: Dermatophagoides farinae (American house dust mite)
Lineage: Eukaryota; Metazoa; Arthropoda; Arachnida; Sarcoptiformes; Pyroglyphidae
Gene: Pfdn1
Product: prefoldin subunit 1
Biological process (GO): protein folding
Cellular component (GO): prefoldin complex; cytoplasm
Molecular function (GO): protein folding chaperone
Source: RefSeq, a predicted model, not a curated record
UUAUUUGGUUGUCUUUACAUGCGGUUUUUCUUCUUACACAACUUGUCAAUUGAAACAAUUUUGUCCUUUUGGAAUAUUUAACUUUUCGUUUCAACACGACAAUGGUUUCGACUGCUGAUCCAGAAUUGACGAAAGCAUUUCAAGAGCUACAGAUUCAGGUGCUCAACACCCGGGAAAAGGUUCGUCAUAUCGAAGCCGAGAUAUCCAGCUGUGAACGACAAGCAUUGAUAUAUGAAAUAACCAAAAAAACGGUUGCCGAUCUGAAGCCUGGUCAUGAAUGUUUCAUCGGUUUAGGACGGGCUUUCGCUCGACAAGAUCGACCAGAAAUUCUUGCCUUGAUGGAUACGCGUAUUGAAAAUAAUCAGGAAAAGAUUCGCACAAUGAAACAGGCAAAAAAUUAUCAAGAGGGUAAAGUUAAAGAAACCGAGAAUAACAUUCGUGAAAUGAUUCAACAGAAAAAGAAUGCUGAUAAAAAGUAAAGUUAUUUUUAACAAGUUUGAUUGGUGAUUGAUUAUGUGAAUAAUAAUAAGAUUUAUAAUAAUUUGAUUUGAUUAAUCAAUAAAACAAAAAAGUAUCCAAUUUUAUCA